AUAUCUCGAUGGUAUUAUUUUUUGUUUGUUUGUAGUAUAUGCAUAGUAAUUAGACUUCAGACCCUGUGGUACCUAGGCGUGCCUGCCAACAAAUCCAGCGAUCCGCCUCUAGCGCUGCCUAGCAGGCGGGGUUACCUCUGCCUGAAUUUGACUUUCUCAUUUUCACUUCCUUAAUGAUAAUUAAAGGGCCACAGCAACUUACUACACGAUGAGUUUAUUGCAUAAACUAGCACCUUGGCCGGGAAAGGCAGUUUUAACAUUGUCUGCUGUCAGGCAAUUGUCUGCGAGUUCAGCGGUAGCCAAGGUCCGUGGUCCCCCAGCGGGGUGUCGUGUCUGUCCGACGAGGCGUCGCAGAUUCCUCGGUUCCCCGGAUCCUCUUGUGGCCGGUGUUGCCAGGCAUUACUCGGAGGAUCUGCCGCCACAGCAGCGAGAGGUUAGAAUAAGCAAGCUGGAAGGGGAUGACACCGGGAUCGCGGAAGUGCGCAUGAGCCGGCAGCGCGCACGCAACUCCCUGGGAAAGGUGUUCAUCGCUCAGAUGUUCGAGGUGGUAGAUUCUCUGCGUCAGGACAACCAGGUGAGGGUGGUGGUGUUUCACAGUGAAGUCAGGGGAGUGUUCUGUGCAGGCGCUGACCUGAAGGAGCGCGCUCAGAUGAGCAACACCGAGGCAGAGCACUUCGUACACCGGCUGCGCAGCCUGAUGAGUGAGAUCGCGGCUUUGCCAAUGCCCACCAUCGCAGCGAUAGACGGCUAUGCUCUUGGCGGGGGGCUGGAGCUGGCCCUGGCAUGUGACCUUCGCACUGCAGCUGCUUCUGCAAAGAUGGGUUUGAUUGAGACCACAAGGGGGCUCCUCCCAGGUGCAGGGGGCAGUCAAAGGCUGCCACGCACGGUGGGGAUGGGCGUUGCCAAGGAGCUGAUCUUCACAGGCAGGCAGGUGGACGGCGAGCAGGCGCUGGCGCUGGGGCUGGUGAACCGGGCAGUGCCACAGAACCAGGCAGGGGACGCCGGGUACAGGGAGGCCCUGUCGCUGGCACGAGAGAUCAUCCCGCAGGGACCAGUGGCUGUGCGGAUGGCUAAAGAGGCCAUAAACAGAGGCUCUGAGGUGGAUGUAGCCACUGGAAUGGCCAUCGAAGGCAUGUGCUAUGCCCGGGUCAUCCCCACACGGGACAGGCAGGAGGGCAUGGCAGCCUUCAUCCAGAAGAGGGCGCCACGCUACACUGGGGAGUAGGGACUGGGUGUCUUGCUGUGUUCUGCUGAUGAGAGUGGACAGGCAGCAUUGCAGCAUUGGAACUUCCACUGUUGUUACAAAACUUUUAAACAGGUACUUCCUAGGAAACUGUACAUUUUUGAAAAUGUCCCAAUUUUUCCCUAUCGUUAUUAAAUUAUAUGGGGAAGUUACAAUUCCAAUCUGUGCUGCUCGGUUUUCUAGGAUCAACCUCAGAUACUACACUACUGCCUUGUGGUAUUUCUUUAUUUUUUAUUUCCUUAUGUAUUUGAUUGAGAGAAUUUCUGUUUCAGGUGUGGAUUUCCCCUCCUGUAUAAAAAAUAUAAAAUUAAAUCAUUUCCUGGGAAA
Molecule: messenger RNA, 1570 nt
Organism: Acipenser ruthenus (sterlet)
Lineage: Eukaryota; Metazoa; Chordata; Actinopteri; Acipenseriformes; Acipenseridae
Gene: echdc2
Product: enoyl CoA hydratase domain containing 2
Exons: 10
Coding region: 209-1225 (338 amino acids)
Biological process (GO): fatty acid beta-oxidation
Cellular component (GO): mitochondrion
Molecular function (GO): enoyl-CoA hydratase activity
Source: RefSeq, a predicted model, not a curated record